Messenger RNA from Salvia splendens (bonfire salvia), 2476 nucleotides. Its product is annotated as pentatricopeptide repeat-containing protein At3g26540-like. Gene Ontology annotation, biological process: RNA modification. NCBI's taxonomy places the organism in Eukaryota, Viridiplantae, Streptophyta, Magnoliopsida, Lamiales, Lamiaceae. The coding region runs from base 1 to 2124 and encodes 707 amino acids. The record is from RefSeq and is a predicted model, not a curated record. Gene Ontology annotation, molecular function: protein binding; RNA binding. The transcript has a single exon.
AUGGGCUCGAAAGCAGCAUCAGUUCUAAGCCGCCACCUCCGCUCCUCCACCGCCGCGCACCGCCCCGCCCCGCCGCUGGCCGUCAAGGAACUAACCACCACGAUCUUCAACCAUGUCCGCCUCGGCCGCCUCUCGAAAGCAAUCUCAAUCCUCUUCUCUUCCGCGACGCCUCUGCCUUUCUCAAUAUACGCUCAUCUCUUCCGAAUCUGCGCUUCGAGCAAGGCAAUCAUCGAGACCCGCAAGCUCGAAUCCCAUCUCGUCACCUUCAACCCCGACCCGCCGGUCUUCCUGCUCAACCGGGCCAUCGAGAGCUACGGCAGAUGCCACUGCGUGAACGAUGCAGAGGAGCUGUUCGACGAAAUGCCGAGCCGAGACGGCGGCUCUUGGAACGCGAUGCUCACCGCGUAUUCGAGGAACGGGAAGGCAGAAGAAGCGUUGGACUUGUUCGCCGUGAUGAUUGGGGAAGGGGUUUCUGCUUCUGAGGUCACUUUUGCUAACGUUCUCGCCUCUUGCGGCAGCGAAUUGGACGUCUGGCUUUCGAGGCAGGUGCAUUCUCUCGUUGUGAAAUACGGAUUUUCGGGCAAUGUUAUCUUGGAGAGCUCGAUCGUGGAUGUGUAUGGGAAAUGCGGGGCGAUGAUCGAUGCUAGGAGGAUGUUUGAUGAGAUUGUGUAUCCAAAUGUUGUGUCUUGGAAUGUGAUUGUUCGGAGGUAUCUCGAAUUUGGGGAGGGGAGCGAGGCCGUGAGAAUGUUUUCGAGGAUGUUGGAAUUGAACGUGAAGCCGAUGAAUUAUACUGUUUCCAACGCGAUUCUUGCUUGUUCGAGUUUUGGGGGAUUGAGGGAGGGUGUUCAGAUUCAUGGAUUCUGUUGCAAGAUCAACAUGGAGCGUGAUGGAGUGGUUUCGAAUACUCUGAUUGAUAUGUAUGCCAAAUGCGGAGAUUUGGAGAGUGCAAGAACCAUUUUUGAUCUGCCUUGUUCGAAAAAUGUGAUCAGUUAUACUUCAAUGGUGUCAGCUUGUGCUAUCAGUGGAAGAAUGUCCGAAGCUAGGGAGUUAUUCGAUGAAAUGCCUGAACGGACCGUGAUAUCUUGGAACGUGAUGAUGGCAGGGUACACUCGCACCUCGGACUGGGAAAAGGCGUUGGAGUUUCUAAUAUUGAUGCGUAGAAGCACUAGAGAUGUUGACCACGUCACGCUUGGGUUGUUCUUGAACAUAUGCGCAGCGAUUCCGGAUAUGAAUUUAGGGAAGCAAGUGCACGGAUACGCCUAUAGACAUGGCUUCUGCUCCAACGUUUUCGUUGGGAAUGCCCUUCUUGACAUGUAUGGGAAGUGUGGGAACUUGACUGGCGCGAGGAAUUGUUUCUACACGAUGAGCCACUCGAGAGACGAGGUCUCUUGGAACGUGCUGUUGACAAGCUUUGCGCGUCGUGGGAUGAGCGAGCAGGCAAUGCUGGUGUUCUCGGAGAUGCUAGGCGAGGCCCGGCCGAGCAAGUUCACGUUUGGGACAAUGCUGGCCGCGUGCGCAAACAUAUUCGCGCUCGACACGGGAAAGCAGAUUCACGCCUUCAUGAUCCGGCACGGCUACGUCUUAGACAUAGUGAUGACCGGAGCUCUGGUCGAUAUGUACUCAAAAUGCCGCAGCAUCGCCUACGCCACACGGGUGUUCGACACGGCCUCCCGCAAGGACGUGAUCCUUGUGAACUCGAUGAUUUUGGGGUGCUUGCAUAAUGGGAUGAGUGGGCGCGUGUUCGAGCUGCUGGAUGCGAUGGAGGAGGAGGGCGUUAGGCCCGACCACAACACGUUCCGGGGGGCGUUGCGGGCUUGUGUCUGCGAUGGGCGUGUGGAGUUGGGGGCGAAGCUGUUUGAAUCGAUGAGUGAGAAUUACUAUUUGUUGCCUCAUUUGGAGGAUUAUGAGAGCAUGAUUGAGUUGUACGGUGAGAAUGGGUUGAUGGAUGAGCUUGAGGCUUUUGUGAAGAAGUUGCCCUUUGAGCCUACUGCAGCAAUGCUGAUCAAAGUGUUUGAUUUUAGUCGAAAGUACAAGUGGUUGAAGCUGGGAGAGUGGGCUGCUGAUCGACUCAAUGAUUUGAAUCCUUCGGUUCCAUUCCUAUUUCAAAUUGUUGAUGAUGAAUGAUGAUAUUGAUGUGGCCGGGGGGUGAGUUGACUAGUGCAUAAUGACAAAUUCAUGAAAUGAAACUCGGAUGCUGUAAAGAAGGUCGUUGUUGACCUCGGAAGGCGGGGUGGUCCGGCGACCGUCGCCGGCUAUGGAUGGCGGAGCAAGAAUGGAAGUGAACUUAACCCUUCGGAGUUGGAGGUGACGCACCAUAGAGUCGGCGACAACUCCAAAGUCCAAAUUUAAUGUGUAGUUUUCCGGUGACCAUCACCGGAGUCAGUCGACUACCCCUAACCCAAUUGUAUCAGUUAUGACAGUCAUCAACUUCAUACAUGUUGGAAAAGUAAGAGAAAUAGAGAAAAUUAUCGAUGCA